Molecule: messenger RNA, 192 nt
Organism: Paramecium primaurelia
Lineage: Eukaryota; Ciliophora; Oligohymenophorea; Peniculida; Parameciidae
Source: the annotation of a GenBank genome assembly
AUGUCAAUUAGCGUUUAUCCAAAUAUUAUUGUAAAAUUGAGAGACCAAUCCUUUUUAAGGGUGGUAACGAAGCAUUUGGCUCUUGGCAAGUUUGUUUGGAGAGCUAUAAAGUAUUCAUAAAUCAUAAUUGAUUAUAGUUUGAACAUAUAGAAUACUUAACUGAAAUUAAUAGCAUGUUUAGUUUUAUAUUGA